Triticum urartu is the source of this 958-nucleotide messenger RNA. Lineage: Eukaryota; Viridiplantae; Streptophyta; Magnoliopsida; Poales; Poaceae. The record is from RefSeq and is a predicted model, not a curated record.
GAAAAUGGCACGAGCACGAGGACCCCAUAGGGUUCUCUAACCAGAAGCACAUUUCAGACAUGGGUGGUGCUUGAAAAUCUCAUCAAAAUCAUUCCAUCACAUUUCAUGUCUGCAGCUAAUUGCAACAACACUGCACAUGGAGCACUCAUGGCAUUGUCCCCAGGGCCCAGCCCAACGCUCUCGCUGAUAGCUACACGCAACCUACACACAUAUGCACUACCCUGAUCCCUCUCUUCCUUCUACUAUAAAUCCAUGGCCUGCUCAGCACAAACUUCAUCUCAUCUGUAAACAACAUCACACUCUACAACACACUUUCAGACUUUCGGAGCCAGCCAGGAACACAUCAGACUCUACCAUGAUCCAUCCAAAGAAGCUUGCUCAGCUGGCCAAGAAGUGCCAGCGGAUGUUGGCAGCCGGGACCGAUGCUCGCCACCGGCAGCAUGCCUCAGACAUGGUCGACGAUGAUCGCUGCAGCACAGCGUCAUCUGUGGUUGCCAAUGAGGGCCAUUGCAUGGUGUACAGCACCGACGGAACACGGUUUGAGGUCCCUCUGGCGUACCUUGGGACAACGGUCUUCUCUGAGCUCCUGAGGAUGUCUGAGGAGGAGUUUGGGUUCGCAAGCGGCAGCGAUGGAGGCAGGAUCACGCUGCCCUGUGACACCACGGUGAUGGAGUACGUCUUGUGCCUUAUCAGGAGAGAGGCCUCUGAGGAGGUUGAGAGGGCAUUCUUGAGCUCUAUUGCUGAGCAUUGCCACAACUACAGUGCUAGUUGUGUGGCGCCAUCGAUGGGACUCAGCCAUCAAUUUGCUCUUUGUACUUAGCUACUAGCUUAUCUGGUGAUUUUUUUUGUUAGAACCUGAAGAUCUCUGUACAGUCUGAUGUAAGAUCCUACUAUCAUGAGAAAUGAUAAAAAAUAUUAUAUUUUACUGAGAGAAAUUUGGCUAUUUGACGCAUACUUU